This is a messenger RNA of Vitis vinifera (wine grape), 1673 nucleotides long. RefSeq names its product glucan endo-1,3-beta-glucosidase 14. Gene Ontology annotation, molecular function: hydrolase activity, hydrolyzing O-glycosyl compounds. The transcript has 3 exons. Bases 262 to 1464 code for a protein of 400 amino acids. NCBI's taxonomy places the organism in Eukaryota, Viridiplantae, Streptophyta, Magnoliopsida, Vitales, Vitaceae. Gene Ontology annotation, biological process: carbohydrate metabolic process. Gene Ontology annotation, cellular component: plasma membrane. The record is from RefSeq and is a predicted model, not a curated record.
GGAGAAUUGUAGAGGGAGAGAGUAGGAGGCAGAAAAACCACAAAAGAAUGGAAAGAGAAAAAGGUAUACUUUCAAGGAGAGAAAGUGAAAGCAGGAAGUGGAGAAUCUAUUCUAGCCCCCUCAAAACCUCUCCAUUUUGAUCUUUGAAUUAAGGCUAAGAAUCUUGGUCUAUGGCAUGCCUGCGGAGCAAGCUUUGCAUCCUCAGGCUUGGUGUUAUCAUCUCCGGUCAAGUUACCCCAUCUCAUCAUUUCUACAAAUUGCAUGCUGCUUCCUGUCCAAUUUGCUUCCAACCAAAUGGGGUUCUCUUCUCUCUUUUUCCUUCUCUUCCUCCUCCUCCUCUCUCCUAUUGCAGAUUUAUCAGUCCAUGCAUUCACAGGAACAUAUGGAAUAAACUAUGGCAGGAUUGCGGAUAACAUCCCUUCACCUGAAAGUGUAGUGACACUUCUGAAAGCAGCAAAAAUCAAGAACGUUAGAAUCUAUGACGCCAAUCAUGAUGUCCUCACGGCAUUCAAAGGCUCUGGUAUUGAAAUAAUUGUUGGACUUGGGAAUGAGUUUUUGAAACAAAUUAGUGUGGGGGAGGACCAUGCCAUCGAUUGGAUAAAAGAAAAUGUCCAGCCAUUCCUUCCUGGAACUAAAAUUCGGGGAAUUGCGGUGGGAAAUGAAGUCUUGGGGAGCACUGAUCCAGAGCUCUGGGAAGUUCUGCUGAAUGCAGUAAAAAAUGUCUACAGUGCUGUCUCUCGGUUGCAUUUGGCCGAUGAUAUUGAGGUCUCAAGUCCACACUCAGAGGCUGUGUUUGCCAAUUCUUUCCCUCCAUCUGCCUGUAUUUUUAAGGAGACUCUUCUUCCAUACAUGAAACCACUUUUGCAGUUCUUUUCUCAGAUUGGUUCUCCUUUCUACAUAAAUGCAUACCCCUUUCUAGCAUAUAUGAGUGACCCUGAACAUAUUGACCUUAACUAUGCCCUUUUCCAAUCAAACCCUGGGAUCUAUGAUUCAAAGACCAACCUACACUAUGACAACAUGUUCGAUGCUCAGGUUGAUGCAGCUUAUGCUGCUUUGGAAAAGGCUGGGUUUGCAAAGAUGGAGGUCAUAGUUUCUGAAACCGGUUGGGCUUCUAAAGGCGAUGCGACUGAAGCAGGAGCCACUGUCAAAAACGCCAGGACUUACAAUUAUAAUCUGCGCAAGCGCCUUAUGAAAAAGAAGGGGACACCCUAUAGGCCAAAGAUCGCGGUGAAGGCAUAUAUCUUUGCUUUGUUUAAUGAGAAUUUGAAGCCGGGGCCAACCUCUGAGAGGAAUUUUGGACUGUUUAAAGCUGAUGGGAGCAUCUCAUAUGACAUAGGGUUCACUGGGCUUACUUCAGCUGCCUCAUCUCUCAAGGUUACUGGAGCUGGAGGUUGGUUUCAAUCCUCAUACUUGGUGGUUUUCGCGACAUGUGCUGCAGUUGUGCCUCUGGCUUUAACAUCAUGACAGUAGGGUUUGGUGCUGAAGCAGCUUCAAGACAUUCUUGGUUUUAUAUAUAUUGAUGUAUUAUCUCUCCAUGUACCACCGAUUCAUUUAUCUAUUCUUGUAUUCACAGUCGCUCUUGUAAUACUUGGCUGAAGAUCUGCUGACUGUUUUUAAUUGAUCUCAGCAAUGUACUAUACCAUACAAAACUUUAUGAUAUUAUGUAUUCUUGC